AUGGACUCGCACGUCGGCAAAUUAAUCGACUCGGUGGGCUCCAUCUUCCGCGGCAGCGACAUCCUCCCCUGGUGCGACCGCGACAUCAUCGCCGGUUUCGAGAGCGAGGUUGCUGAGGCUAAAAAUGAAGAACAGAAGAAUGAGAGCCUAAUGAGGCUCUCCUGGGCGCUUGUUCACUCGAGACAGCCUGAAGAUGUCAACCGGGGCAUCGGAAUGCUUGAAGCUUCAUUGGACAGGUCUAGCAGCCCAGAGCAAGCAAGGGAGAAGCUCUACUUGUUAGCUGUUGGGCGUUACAGAACUGGGGAUUAUACAAGAAGCCGACAGCUUUUGGAAAGAUGCUUAGAGGUCCAACAUGACUGGAGACAAGCCAUGACUUUGCAAAGGCUCGUAGAAGAAAAAACCAGAAGAGAUGGUAUGAUUGGCAUGGCUAUCAUCACAGGCGCCUUUGGAGUUGUGGGUCUUGUUGCUGGUGGUAUAAUUGCUGCGGCUUCUUCGUCAUCCAGGAGGAGAUGA
Miscanthus lutarioriparius is the source of this 513-nucleotide messenger RNA. NCBI's taxonomy places the organism in Eukaryota, Viridiplantae, Streptophyta, Magnoliopsida, Poales, Poaceae. The record is from the annotation of a GenBank genome assembly.